AGAGGAUCAGCUCUGCCGGGCUCUUCGGUGAUAUAGACAAUCUAGCCUGAUCACCAAGAUGCCGACAAUACAUGCUCCUCCUCUGCACCCUCCUCCUUCAUCCGCCAGGCCUGUUCCAGGGGUCCAAGUAGAUGGAGAUGGUGUACCGGACGAACCACCUCCAGCCUACUCUGCUGCGCCCGGUCAUCAGUCUAUCGCUCAGGGACCACAGUACAUGGAUUUUAGCGGUCCCCCACCAACGAAUAAUAGCAGCAAUAGUUUCGUACCACAACAUACCGGGAUGCAAGCAGGUCCGAUGCGGCCGCAGUUCUCGGGCAAUGCGAAUCAUAGCUGGGCGGGACCCUCGACGUCCCAGUGGUCUCCUAACCCGGGAUCGCAGAGGUUACCGCCUCCGGGUGUGCCGUCACGGCCGGGACCUGGACCUGGAAGUUCAGUACCACCUGGUUCUGGACCGACAGAAGUACCUACCCCGGGAAGGCCUUUGUUGAGAGAUGGCAAGGUGUUGAUCUAUCCGAAAGGUCAUUUCUGUUCGAAAUGCUAUAAUACGGGGUUCAAGAACGAUGACCCAUACCACCCUUGCAAAAAUUGCUGGAAGAAACAUUCUAAACCCUAUACCCAGGCCAUGUCCUACUCCUGGCCUACCGACACGACUGACAAUAUCGAUACCACGACGAGCGCGAACAACUAUCAACGGCCAAUGGCGCUCUCCCAGAAUCUCAACCAAGUCGGAGGACAGCCAUCGUACCCACAGCCUCAACGGCCGAUAAUGAACGAUAGCGCCUUCCGACCGGGGAUGAUCGCAAGCGGAGGACAGACGAAUCGAUUACCUUCGGGUUAUUUUCCCGGAUAUCCUGCUGGUAACGGGAACGCUGGACCACCACCACCUCAGUCUCAGCACUAUCCGAUGAUGCCCCCCCGUCCGAGUCAUUCUCAUUCGGGUUAUCCGGGUGCAGGCGGAGGCGGACCGGCGCAGACCAUGUUCGUCUCACACGGAGGAAAUGGGUAUGGAUGGGGUGGGACUCGGCCACCGCCUGGGGCGCUCGUCGUUCGUCCGGGAGAUCCUAGGCUGGGAGGCACGCCAUGUUUCAAGUGCGGCGGUACCGGGGAGACCGUCACCUUUUUCAGUUUCGACAACGAUCUCUGCCGAGCAUGUCAAGGCGUCGGUCGAGUAUAUUGAAUGCCAUCCGGCGUUGCGAAUCGAAUUGCGCAUUAUAGUAAUCUUGUACAACAGCAGC
Filobasidium floriforme is the source of this 1235-nucleotide messenger RNA. RefSeq lists its product as uncharacterized. The transcript is spliced from 4 exons. The record is from RefSeq and is a predicted model, not a curated record. Gene Ontology annotation, cellular component: cytoplasm. Lineage: Eukaryota; Fungi; Basidiomycota; Tremellomycetes; Filobasidiales; Filobasidiaceae. The coding region runs from base 59 to 1177 and encodes 372 amino acids.